This is a messenger RNA of Paramisgurnus dabryanus, 5833 nucleotides long. It is a transcript of the gene vcam1b, whose product is annotated as vascular cell adhesion molecule 1b. Gene Ontology annotation, biological process: synapse organization; homophilic cell-cell adhesion. Gene Ontology annotation, molecular function: axon guidance receptor activity; cell adhesion molecule binding. The record is from RefSeq and is a predicted model, not a curated record. Lineage: Eukaryota; Metazoa; Chordata; Actinopteri; Cypriniformes; Cobitidae. Gene Ontology annotation, cellular component: axon; plasma membrane; cell-cell junction.
CAUCACAUUUAAAGCUGUGUUACUAUCCCACCCCCUGAAAUAAAUACUGAGACCUGAGGCAAGCAAGUUCAUUUUCAGGUUUAUCCUCAUAGGACGUUUGGUGGAAGGAACAUAGUUUGCCAGCAUGGAUUUAACUUUGCUUAUAUUUAUCUUACUACCGGUCGCAGCUGUUUCAUAUAAGGUGGUUAUGCCCUCUGAAGUAUGGUUUAAGAUGGGUGACAGGAGGACGUUGACGUGCAGCAUGCGCUCGUGCCCGGGGGAAGUGAAGUUCUCUUGGACUUCGUUAGAGGACAAACCGCUAUUCGCCACCGUGGAUAACAAGCACGCGGAGUCCUUGUUGAUCUUUGAAAGUGUCAUGAAGAAUCACGAAAACACCGUAGUGUGCAAAGCAACCUGUGGGAAGGACUCAAAACAGGCGACAGCUGCGAUUAAAGUUUAUUCUUUUCAAAGAAACCCAGUUAUAAUCGGGAACGAGCACAUGAUACUGGGCGAGGAGAACAUCUUGACCUGUGAGGUAUCUCAUGUAUACCCGUCAGAGUACCUUGAAGUCAAAUUGCUAUAUGAAGACAAAGUUCUGGUCAGUAAAGAAGGAGAAGAAGAUGGUACCGAUAGUUUGAAGAUAUCCCACACAUUCCAACCUUCAAGUGAAGACGAUGGAAAGGAAAUAACCUGCAGAGCAUCACUUAAUGUUGAAGACAUACCACAUGAUGAGAGGACCAAAAAGACAUCUGGACACCUGAGGGUUCUUUCUGCACCUCAUAAUCUCCGAAUGUCUGGAUUAACUGCAGUCUCACUGGGAUCCAGUUUAACUUUGACCUGUGAGGCAGAGGGCAGCCCUGAGCUUGAGUUUACAUGGACGGCUCUUAAACCAGAUGGCCAGUCUGUUGAAAUAGGAAAACGUCGAGAGAUGUCCAUACCCAAUGUGACCCUAUCUGAUGCUGGUGUUUACCAGUGUGAAGUUAGCAAUAAUUUGGGAAGACAAACGGACAACGUUUCUGUUGUCGUUCAAGCACCCCCAAUGAAUACGAUCAUUGAAGCAAGUCAACAAACAGUUUUGAUGGAGGGAGAGUCCAUAAGCAUCUUCUGCAAAUCCGAUGGGGUCCCAGUGGAUCGUGUGGUGCUGAGACGAAUGCUGGAUAGCAGAACAACCGAGCUGAAGAGUAGCGUUGGGUCCGAAACAUCAUUUACCUUUGAAUCUGUCAAGGUGUCCGACUCUGGCUUUUAUGAGUGUACGGCCUUCAAUAAGUUUGGAAGUCAGAGUGCUUCUCUUAACCUUACGGUUGAAGCUGCACCUCAUAAUCUCCGAAUAUCUGGAUUAACCGCAGUCUCACUGGGAUCCAGUUUAACUUUGACCUGUGAGGCAGAGGGCAGCCCUGAGCUUGAGUUUACAUGGACCGCUCUUAAACCAGAUGGCCAGUCUGUCGAAAUGGGAAAACGUCGAGAGAUGUCCAUACCCAACGUGACCCUAACUGAUGCUGGUGUUUAUCAGUGUGAAGUUAGCAAUAAUUUGGGAAGACAAACCAAGAGAGUUUCUGUUGUCGUUCAAGCACCCCCAAUGAAUACGAUCAUUGAAGCAAGUCAACAAACAGUUCUGAAGGAAGGACAGUCCAUAAGCAUCUUCUGCAAAUCCGAUGGGGUCCCAGUGGAUCGUGUGGUGCUGAGACGAAUGCUGGAUAGCAGAACAACAGAGCUGAAGAGUAGCGUUGGGUCUGAAACAUCAUUUACCUUUGAAUCUGUCGAGGUGUCCGACUCGGGCUUUUAUGAGUGUACGGCCUUCAAUAAGUUUGGAAGUCAGAGUGCUUCUCUAAACCUUACGGUUGAAGCUUAUUUGCUUGAAGUGGAACUACAACCAAGUGAUGCGAUCGUAGCAGAAAGCGGCUCCAGCCUUACGCUUUCCUGCAAUGCUUCAGGUUGCCCCCAACCCACGUUCACCUGGAAGAGUCUUGGAAAUCUACCAAACCGAGGCCUAAUUAAAACCGACGGCUUAUUGUCCAAGCUGUUCCUCGACCCGGUGGAGGUGGAAGAUGAAGGAACUUACAUCUGUGAGGUCACAUGCGGCUCAGCUGCGAAGUCCAAACAGACCAAAGUGAAUGUGUUCUCGUUUCCUACAAGUCCUGUGGUAGAAAGUCCUGGACCUUCUCUGGAGGGAGAGAUGAUACGCUUGACCUGCACCGUUCUGGAUGUUUUCCCAACCAACUUCUUCCGAAUUGUGUGGACGGAUGGGGAGGGGGAACUCCACUCUGAAUCUGGGAUGUUGUCGAGUCAUCUUCAGAAUCUGACUUCGGUGUUGUCUUAUCACGUGGAAGCCAAAGACCAAGACAAAUUAAUGACCUGCAAAGUCUUACUGGAUAUGAACGGUGUACCGACAGCUCAAACUGUAAAGACGGCUUCAACAGCAUUGUCUGUUCACUAUCCUCCCAGAGGGACCAGGAUAACUGUGAUCCCACAGGGCGAGCUGAAAGAAGGAGAAUCUGUGAGCAUUUCCUGCCUGUCCGACAGCGUUCCGGUGGGGCGUGUGGAACUGAUCAGGGUUGUGGAUGGGAUAGAAACAGAGCUGAUGGCCAGGGAUGGGGUUGAAACAUUGGUUAUCCUCACGCCUCUUGAGCUGGGUGACUCCGGCCUAUAUGUGUGCAAAGCGUCUAACCGGCAUGGAAGCGAAAGUGAUAGUGUUGAAAUUAAAGUGAAAGCACCACCCAGGAACACAACGGUGGAGGUCUUCCCAUCCUCUGAGGUUCAGGAGGGCCAAAAUAUCACCAUCUGUUGUAACUCCGUGAGCUUUCCUCCACCUGCGGUGGUCCUCAGGAAGCUGGAUAGCGAGUCAGUCAUCUACUCUCCCGAUGGCGUCUUUCAGCUGAUCAACCUUACUGCCAAUGACACAGGAAUGUACCAGGUUAAUGUCACCAAUGACCUGGGCUACGAAACUGAGAUUUUCAUUAUACAUGUGAUGGAGAAAAGAUUUGUUUCUCCACCAAGCUGGACUGAUUUUAUAACCCCUGCCAUCUGCCUGGGAGCCACUGCAGCACUUGUUGGUAUUAUGGUGUAUCUCUGGAGAGACCGAAAGAAGGGUUCGUACGAUCUCACGAAGUGCAAUCCAGACACUGUAUAGACUCACUUUGAACUCCACAAACUGUCAGUAUGAGGCACGCCCUGCCGAACUGUCCCGUAAGAGUCGGAGCUUUCCCGAAGCUAGAACGGUAGGUGAAUGGAUUUCCAAUCGCCACGUCAGGUGAUGCUUGAGAACCAUCGUUCUUCACAGCCGGAGACAAUCAAGGUAUCUGUCGUUUGACGUGAAUGAGGGAAAUUGGAUUGGUGAAGUUUCUUCACGGUUUUGAGAAGUGGCAGCUGUCUUUUAUGCAGUGAAUCCGAUUACACUGAUUUUUAAAAACGACUGUGCAAUAUGAAUGUAACAUUUAGGCAUUAAAACUGAUAUAAAUGUUUGACCCUGUCUGUGAAAUCCAGACUGAAGUCUAAUAAUCUAAUGAUGGGAUUUGGACCAUCGAAGUUUGAUUUUACAUUAAAUCACAUAUAAAAUGACUUUAGGUGGGUUUUCACAGGCAGGGUCACAUAGUGUUCCUUGAUUUUCUAUUGACUAAAGGUACACAGCAUUAAGACACAGUUUUAGCACAUGACACAUGAAAGUUUAAUUUUAUUGUGCGUGAUUUUAAGUGUGCAUAUUAUUUGUUUCCUCAAAAUGCAAUAUAACUUGUUUUGCCUCUUUGUCUGAUGUCACAGGGCCUUGUUUAUUACACCAGUUAUAAAGCAAUGAUAUCAGUUUUAAUGAUACAGUUUAUUUGCAAGAAAAUAUUAAGUCGUGUUGAUCAUUAAUAUGAAUAUGUCUUGAAGUGAAAUUAAAGUGCUCAGACGCAAAAGCUGCUAAAUGGCGCCACCUCUGGCAAAAAUUCAGUCUGAUCUUAUGAAAAUUCGUAUGUAUUUUACAAGUUGGCUUAUUCGUACGAAGUGAAACAUACGAUUAUCUUAAAAACAAUAACGAAACCCCAUCACAGGGUUGUACGAAUGUGGUUAUACAAAUGAAUACGAAUAGCCACCUCUAAAAUACGUACAAAUUGCCAUGAGAUAGCGUUGAAAAUACUGCUAUGUUGGCAGAAUCUGUUAAACACCAAUGAACGACGGUGUGUAUACGUGUAAUCGUGGGUUCACAUCAGCCGUGCUUGAGCCGUCAAAAUUGCAUCUACUGAACAGUUUGAGUUUACUCGCUUCAUUUGAGCGUGAAAUUCUAGUCAUCAAGACAUUCACACGGAAAUUUGUGUCAUGGGAGGGGCUUCUGCGACUCUGCUCACUUCCUGUAAUCACGUCACUACUAGAGCAAGCUCCUGAUUGGUUAACACGGCGCGUUUUUCUGCCAAAGUCAAAUUUUUUCAACUCAUGCGUUUGCCCCAACAACUCAAAAUCCGGGCGAACUAGACGAGCACAUGGCGGAAUCGCAUGUACUGCGCUAAACGCAUCAUUCCCGCUGCCAGACCUCCAGACGCCCGGCAACGCUUCCUCACAUUCCGCAGCAUAACCGUGGGUUCACACCAGCCGCGUUUGAGGUGUCAAAUUCGCGUCUACCGCAUCUAGUUUGCCGCUUGAUCAUUUUGAGUUUACUCGCUUCAUUUGCACAUGAAAGCCGUGCGUAAAAUUCUAGUCAACGAGACAAUCACGCAGAAAAUUCGCUUCCUGUAAUCACAUCACUACUAGAGCAAGCUCCUGAUUGGUUAACGCACCGUGUUUUCCCGCCAAAGUUAACAUUUUUCAACUCACGCGUUUACCCCGACAACUCUAAAUUUGCGCGAACUAGACGCGCAAAUGAGGCGGAAUCGCGUGUACCGCGCUAAACACCUCAUUCGCGCUGCCAGACCUCCAGACGCGCAUCCAUGCAUCUUCACAUUGACUUAACAUUGAAAUCACUCGUGCUUGACGCCUCUACUGCGGCUGGUGUGAACGCACCAUAACCGUGUGUUCAAACCAGCCGUGUUUGAGGCGUCAAAUUCGUGUCUACUGCGUCUAGUUUGCCGCUUAAAAAUUUUGAGUUUACUCGCUUCAUUUGCGCAUGAAAGCCGCGCGUAAAAUUCUAGUCAACGAGACAUUCACCCAGAAAAUGUGCGUCUUGGGAGGGGCUUUUGCGACAUUCUGUAAUCACGUCACUACUAGAGCAAGCUCCUGAUUGGUUUACGCGGAUCAUUUUUCUGCCAAAGUAAAAAUUUUCAACUUUCGCGUUUGCCGUGGCAACGCUCAGUUCACGCCAUUCGCGAACUAGCCGCGCGAAUGAGGCGGAAUCGCGUCUACAACGCCGCGCUAAACGCCUCAUUCGUGCCACAUGACCUCCAGAUGCGCGUCAAUGUGUCUUCACAUUGACUUAACAUUGAAAUUACUCGCGCUUGACGCCUCUACCGUGGCUGGUCUGAACACAGCAUAAGACUCUCUUAAUAUUUUCCUUUUAUUUUUGGAUAUUGACCGAAUUUAUGAGCCUUUUACCUUUAUUCACAAAGGACAUUGAAGAGAGACUUUUUUAGAAGUGGAAAUUUUACAGGGUUUUGCAGCGAAAUAAUUUUCUAAAUACAGUACUUAUUAAAAGACUAAAGUGACAUUUGUGAAAAUAUGGCAUUUCAAUUAGUGACUAAUAACAUUUAUUGAACCUAAACAUAAAAGCCUGAUAUAAAAAAAUGCUCAGUUACAAGAAAACAUAUCAGACGCACUUAUUGAGAGUUUUAAUGUCUGUUUAAAGAUGAUGCUGUAUAACUAUCUGUAUUUAAAUCACUGUGUUGUUUAUAUAUUUGAAUGAUGUUUUCUGUUUAAUAAAUAUUUUUUUAAACAACCAAUUGUCUACUAUCUG